Messenger RNA from Pestalotiopsis fici W106-1, 1248 nucleotides. RefSeq lists its product as uncharacterized. Bases 1 to 1248 code for a protein of 415 amino acids. The transcript has a single exon. NCBI's taxonomy places the organism in Eukaryota, Fungi, Ascomycota, Sordariomycetes, Amphisphaeriales, Sporocadaceae. The record is from RefSeq and is a predicted model, not a curated record.
AUGCCUCUCCCAUUUCUCGAGAGCGUCAUGGCCGAGGGCAUCCCGGAAUGGGUGCCCGAAGCACGGAUCCUCAUCACGGCCGCCGUGGUCAUUGGCCUGUUAUACGCGAUCAAGACUUACAGCGGCGGAUACAUCAACAUGUCAGACAGAGAUAUGCAUGGUCGAGUCAUCAUGAUAACGGGCGGAACAUCGGGGAUAGGUGCUGUCACUGCGCAUGAUCUGGCAGCGCGUGGUGCACAAAUCAUCCUUCUGACGCGACUGCCGCCGGGCGAUGCUUUCCUCGCCGACUAUAUUGGCUCCAUGCGCAAGAGCACCAAGAACCAGAUGAUUUACGCCGAACAGGUGGACUUGUCUUCACUCCACAGUAUCCGACAGUUCGCAACAAAGUGGAUCGACAAUGCUCCUCCAAGAAGGUUGGACAUGAUUAUAUUAUGCGCGGCAACCCUGACACCGCCAGGAGGAAAGAGGGUGGAGACCACCGAGGGUAUCGAGGAGACGUGGAUGGUCAAUUAUCUGGCCAACUUCCACCUCUUGGGAAUACUGAGUCCAGCCAUACGAGCCCAGCCAUUCGAUCGAGAUGUUCGGAUUAUCAUUGCAACAUGCCCCGCCUACAUAUCAGCGCCGCCUCUGAGCACUGCACUAGACAAGAAGAGCUGGUCACCUGGUAAAGCUUAUGCGCGGAGCAAAUUGGCCAUGAUGGUGUUUGGCCAGGCUUAUCAGAAGCACCUAGACUCAUACAAGCGGCCAGACGGACUGCCAAUGACCUCGAGGGUUCUCUUUGUAGACCCAGGUCUUGCACGAACUCCCGGUAUGCGACGCUGGAUAACCCGUGGUUCGAUCUGGGGUCUCUUUCUGUACGUCUUGGGCUACUUUUUACCCUGGCUCUUCCUGAAGAGUGCCGAGAUGGGUGCCCAAGUGCUUCUGCAUGCCGCUCUGGAACCCAGUCUAGUACGAGGUCCUGGCGGCAAGUUGCUCAAGGAAUGUAUCGAGGUCGACUUUGCCAGGAAGGACGUCAAGGACGAGGCAAUGGCCGAAGAACUUUGGAAAUCCAGCGACAAGCUCAUCGAAAAAACGGAGAAGGAACAAGCUGCCCUGCGAGCUCUUGAGAAGAAGGCCAAGGAAAUGAAGGAGGAAGAAGACAAGAAAGCUGAGCAGGUCAAGGAUAUUGAGUCUCUCGUGGGCACCAUCAAGAAGGGCAAAGAGGCGGAGAAUGCCAAGUCGAGAAGAAAUCGCAAAAAGGCAACUUGA